AUGAUUAAUUUACCAAAUGUUCAAUCAACAGCAUCUAAUUCAUUAUCGGAUUGUCAAGCAGCAGCUUCAUCAUUUCGAACAACAAUUAAUUAUACAGCCAGUAAUAUUGUAAACACUAUCGGGAUUAAUACUACUUGUGCAGCCAGUGAUGUUGUUUGUCCUGGUCAAACUACCAAUGGUGUUUGUGUUUGGCAACGGAAAUUAAGUGCUGUUUGUCGAAAUGCCAGUGGUGUUAUUAAAAUUCGUAUUCAGACAAAUGGUUUACCUCCACGGUGUGCUAGUGUACCCAUGGGCAGUUUUGCCGA
Adineta steineri is the source of this 305-nucleotide messenger RNA. NCBI's taxonomy places the organism in Eukaryota, Metazoa, Rotifera, Eurotatoria, Adinetida, Adinetidae. The record is from the annotation of a GenBank genome assembly.